This is a messenger RNA of Thamnophis elegans (Western terrestrial garter snake), 855 nucleotides long. It is a transcript of the gene LHX1, whose product is annotated as LIM homeobox 1. NCBI's taxonomy places the organism in Eukaryota, Metazoa, Chordata, Lepidosauria, Squamata, Natricidae. Gene Ontology annotation, cellular component: nucleus. The record is from RefSeq and is a predicted model, not a curated record. Gene Ontology annotation, molecular function: DNA-binding transcription factor activity, RNA polymerase II-specific; RNA polymerase II transcription regulatory region sequence-specific DNA binding. Bases 1 to 855 code for a protein of 284 amino acids. The transcript has 4 exons. Gene Ontology annotation, biological process: regulation of transcription by RNA polymerase II; neuron differentiation.
AUGGUUUUACCUUACUUUAAUACUUUUUCUGCUACAACUGGUAGCGACCCCAGCCUGUCCCCGGAUUCGCAAGACCCCAGCCAGGACGACGCCAAGGACUUGGAAAGCGCCAAUAUCUCCGACAAGGAGGUGGGCAGCAAUGAGAACGACGACCAAAAUCUGGGGGCCAAACGGAGGGGGCCCCGCACCACCAUCAAAGCCAAACAACUGGAGACCCUCAAAGCAGCCUUCGCCGCCACUCCGAAACCCACCCGGCACAUCCGUGAGCAGCUGGCUCAGGAGACCGGCCUUAACAUGCGGGUCAUCCAGGUUUGGUUCCAGAACAGGCGUUCUAAGGAAAGGCGCAUGAAACAGCUGAGCGCCCUGGGGGCCCGCAGGCACGCAUUUUUCCGCAGCCCUCGCCGCAUGAGACCGCUGGUGGACCGUCUGGAGCCGGGCGAGCUCAUUCCCAAUGGGCCGUUUUCCUUUUACGGAGAUUAUCAGAGUGAAUAUUAUGGACCCGGAAGCAAUUAUGAUUUUUUCCCGCAAGGACCUCCAUCUUCCCAAGCGCAGACCCCAGUGGAUCUCCCCUUCAUACCCUCCUCAGGACCAUCAGGGACCCCACUUGGGGGGAUGGACCAUCCCGUACCUGGACACCACCCGUCCAGCGAAGCUCAACGUUUCACAGACAUCAUGUCCCAUCCUCCCGGAGACUCGCCUAGCCCGGAACCCAAUUUACCUGGUUCCUUGCACUCCAUGUCAGCAGAAGUCUUUGGACCAAGUCCUCCAUUUUCGUCCAUAUCGGUCAACGGGGGUGGUAACUACGGUAACCACUUGUCACAUCCACCGGAAAUGAAUGAGGCUGUUGUAUGGUAG